ACUGGAAGUUCCAGUCUUAUUGUGGCGAGCUUCCGUAGAUUCAGUCAACACUGUUGAAGAAAAUGAUAUGCCUUUUGGUUCACACAGCGUUAACGCGUGUAGGGUUCAUUCGCCGCCGAGAAAUACAUUACAUGAAGCAAAACUGAUUUGAAUUAACUGAGUAAUCAUCAAAGGGCAGGAGUUCAUUUUCUCACAGAAAAACAAAGCUGGAACAAACGCAAAUGCAGUCCUGCAGAUGCCUGACUGACCACAGGGGGGCGUAUUAUGAGGAUUUUUUGUAGCUGAGUGGAAGAAUGCCCUUUCUGAAGUACAUCACCACAAGAUCAAGAUCAAGAUCACUCACUGAGCAGCACAGGGUCAGGCAGAAAGAAGAGGAACUCAGUGGACUGGAGUUUGUCCACAUGGCAGAGACAGAGACAGGGUGUGCUGCACCAGGACUCAACACACUGGAGACAGAGUGUGUUACAGCACACAGCGGGGUCAGUGAUGUACACCACACACAUGCACCACUGAUUAAAACAGAAACUCAUCUGGGCUCCACUCAUGCUGGGCAUCUUAAGAUGGAGAACCUUGCCAGUACAGAGCUGGGAUAUGUAACCCAUCUGCAUCCUGACCAAAUCAAAGCAGAGACUGCCGAUGGAGGAUACCUUAAGGCAGAACACAUCAGUGAUUUGCAGGAUUUUAAUUGUGUGAAAAUUGAAUUCGAUAGGAUUAAGUGUGAAUCCAGUGAAAGUUUAGUGAGUAAUCUCAUAAAUACUGUGAUGAAUGGAGCUGGUGUUGAUCACAAAGACCAGGCUGAAUCAGGGCAAUGUGCAGGAGAGCCAAAUCCACACUGUAAAAAAGAAGAAAUUCAUCAUUUGCAAACCCCAUGUAGGGACUUAAAUCAUCACUGUGACAAAAACAAUGAAAAUAAUCAAACCAGAAUUGUACAGAAAGAUACUAACGGUGGAAAAAAACAUAUACAUUGUCAGAAAGUGGAACCCAAGUUAAUUAAUUCCUUUAUAAACAGAAUUCCACGAAAAAAAGGUGAAAUUCAUACAUGUAAAAAUGCAUGCAAGAAGCAUAUUAAUUUAAAUAUACACCUGAGACAUAAUAUAGGUGACAAGCCGUACAAGUGUACACAGUGUGAGAAGUGUUUUCUUACAAAUUCAGAUUUUAUUAAACACCGGAGAGUUCAUACAGGUGAAAAGCCCUUCAGAUGUUCUCAGUGUGGGAAGUGCUUUUCCAAAAUAUACAAUCUAAACAUCCAUCUGAGAAUUCAUACGGGUGAAAGGCCCUAUAAAUGUAUUCAGUGUGAGAAGAGUUUUUAUAUAAAAUCUGAUUUAAAUGUUCACUUGAGAACUCAUUCAGGUGAAAAGCCAUACACAUGUAUUCAGUGUGGGAAGUGUUUUUCUCGAAGUUCUCAUUUGUGUAGCCACCUGAGAAUUCAUACAGGUGAAAAACCCUACAAAUGUUCUCAGUGCGAGAAGUCCUAUUCCACAAUAUAUAAUUUAAAAAUCCAUCUGAGAAUUCACACAGGUGAAAAGCCCUACAAGUGUACGCAGUGCGAGAAGUGUUUUAGAACAAAAUCGGUAUUAAUUAAACACCUGAGAAUUCAUACAGGAGAAAAACCAUACAAGUGUACACAGUGUGGGAAGUGUUUUUCUAGAAAUUCAGUUUUAUUUCAACACCAGAGAAUCCAUACAGGUGAAAAGCCGUACACAUGUGUUCAGUGUGGGAAGUGUUUUUUUCAGCGUUACCAUUUAUGUAGGCACCUGAGAAUUCAUGCAAGGGAAAAGCUGUAGAAGUGUACAGUGUGAGAUGUGUUUUUCUACAAAUUUGGCUUCUAUUAACACAUCAGAUAAUUCAUACAGGUGAAAAGCUCUGCAAAUAUAUUCACUGAGGAAAGUGCUUUUCCUUGUGUGUAAUUUCAUUAGCCCCUGAGAAUUGAUCUAGUUGAGCUUUCAUCCAAUUGUUCACAUGUACACUUAUUCAUGUGUGUUCUAAACCUUUCUCUUAAUGUUAUGAACCAUUAUCAUUUUCAGCCACACACACACACACACACACACAAUCACCAGCAGUAAAAUUUUAACAAUCUUUCCUACUCGCUAGAUAGACUUCUUCCACAGAGGCUUUUCAUCAAAGCCACCACUGUUAGGUAACAACUCCAAUUAAAAAAUUUAAAAAAUUUUCAAUUAAAAAAAUGUAUUGUGCUCAUUUUCUAGCGAAUUUUCAGGUUGAAGUUUGCACGUAUAAUGUAUUCUUUUUUUUCAUCUGCAGUGUUGUAGUGAAUGUUUCCUGUUUCCUGUAUAGUAGCGCUGUGUAGUUCCCCUGUGGUAUUCCUUGCUGAUUGUACUUUGGACAAGAAAUUGGAAAAGUGACAAACUGGGAUCCUAUUUUAUUUUUUAAAUGUGUCAUUUUCCUUAGAGUCAUUAAGGUGAUAUUUUUUGAUGAUAAAGUUGACACCAGUGUGAUUUGUGCAAACAAUGUGAAAACUGUUUGGAUAUGCUGUCAAAAGAAACAUGGUAAUGUGUAUUGCAAAGUUGUUUCCUGAAAAUGAACUUGACAUUAUUGACUUUCCGUUCUUUUACUGCAAAUGCAGAGGCUGUAAUGUGUAUGCCAGCUAAAGCUCACCAUUAGACUUCAGAUAGUGUAAAAUUAUUUCAUAUACAACACUGAAAAAUAAUGAGUGAAACAAACAUCCUCAACUGCUUUAUCUAACAAAACAUACUAUGUGCUCAUGCAAGGUCUUUAUUCCAUGUAAAUGUUUCUUUUCUCUUUUACUGCCCUGUUUGUAAAUGCAGUUUCAUUAACGUUGCACAUAACUCAUAAUACUAAUUGUGCAAGAAAUUGACUCGAGUGUGAGCUGUUGUAAUUAUUUUAAACAUUUUCAAUUUGUCUGAAUGUAAAGUUUUUUUAUCUUUAAAGAACUUAAUAUGCAUCUCAAUUAAAAUUUGAAUUUGUAACAAA
Anguilla anguilla (European eel) is the source of this 2949-nucleotide messenger RNA. RefSeq names its product zinc finger protein 2 homolog. Lineage: Eukaryota; Metazoa; Chordata; Actinopteri; Anguilliformes; Anguillidae. Gene Ontology annotation, cellular component: nucleus. Gene Ontology annotation, molecular function: RNA polymerase II cis-regulatory region sequence-specific DNA binding; DNA-binding transcription factor activity, RNA polymerase II-specific. The coding region runs from base 294 to 1784 and encodes 496 amino acids. The record is from RefSeq and is a predicted model, not a curated record. Gene Ontology annotation, biological process: regulation of transcription by RNA polymerase II. The transcript is spliced from 3 exons.